AUGUCAAACACAGAGCAGUAUACUGUUGGUUGGAUAUGUGCGUUACAGACGGAAUAUGUCGCUGCCCGAGCUUUCCUUGAUAAAAGACACGACCCACCGGAAACACUAUCACCGAACGAUAAUAAUCACUACACACUGGGGGAAAUUAGGGGUCACCAGAUCGUUAUUGCAGUUCUUCCAGACGGAGAGUAUGGGACAUCAUCGGCCGCCUGUGUUGCGAGAGAUAUGUUACACAGUUUCCCUAACGUCCGAUUCGGGCUUAUGGUGGGGAUCGGUGGGGGCGUACCAACCAAGCAGGACAUCCGUCUCGGUGAUAUUGUCGUGAGCUCAUCUCGGAGUGGCCAUGGUGGUUUGCUUCAAUAUGACUUUGGCAAGGAGGUUCAAGACCAGGAGUUUCAUCAAACAGGCUUCUUAAAUCAAUCACCACUGAUCUUGCGUACGGCCGUAGCUGGGCUUCAAGCGCAGUAUGAAGAGGAGGGCCACCAGCUGAAGGACUACAUCAAAAACGUGCUUGAAGGCAACAAAAGACUAAGAGGAAAAUACGCACAACCUCCUACCGAAAGCGACAGGCUUUAUAAAAGCCAGUACACCCAUCAGGACUAUCAGUCGAACUGUGCUGAGCUCUGCGACAACACGAAUUUAAUCUUUCGGACACAGCGAGCUGAGGAUGAGGAUAAUCCUGCUAUCCACUACGGCUUGAUUGCAUCUGGGAAUAGAUUGAUUAAGGAUGCAAUAUUCCGUGACAAGCUUGCAGCAGAGCAAGGUGUUUUAUGUUUUAAAAUGGAAGCAGCUGGACUGAUAAACCAUUUCCCUUGUUUGGUCAUUUGUGGUGUUUGUGAUUAUGCCGACUCCCACAAUAACAAGGAAUGGCAAGGCUAUGCGGCAAUGAUGGCAGCUGCAUAUGCAAAGGACCUGUUACAUCAAAUUGUCUCACAGCGAGUGAAACAUGAGCGGAGAGCCAGCGAAGCUAUGCGCGAGAUCCAAGGCCAACUGAAGGAUGUUUCCAUUAAUAUUGAUAGAAUCCUUGAUACUACCAGUGAAUCUGCUUUGGACAUCAGGUCUAUGGCCCAAAUUGUAGAUCUCAAGGAGCUACCAGUGGCCGAAGGGGCUGAAUUCGGAACAUAUAUGGAUCAACAUGAGGACGAAUGUCUCCCAGGGACCAGAGAGGAGCUUCUUCGCAACAUUGAUGAAUGGGCCAUCUCACCAGAAAGCAAAUGUAUUUUCUGGCUCAAUGGCUCGGCUGGAACUGGCAAGUCCACAAUAUCACGAACUGUGGCAAAAUCCUUCGGAAAACGAGGGUUGCUAGGGGCAAGCUUCUUCUUUAAGAGAGGCGAAGGAGACCGCAGUAACGCAACAAGAUUCUUCCCGACAAUCACAAGACAGCUAUUCAUCCAGAUUCCAGAAAUACAGCCUGUGACCAUGCAUGUACUAAAAGACGACCUCAGAAUAUCAGCCAAGUCCCUUAAAGAGCAGUUUGACAAGCUAGUUCUCCAGCCACUGCUAAGCUUUGAGGAAUCGAAUUUUCCGACCCGAACCGUGGUGAUUACGAUUGAUGCACUAGAUGAAUGUGAAAACGACAAUGACAUCCACGUUAUACUACAGUUACUACCACAAUUAAAGCAAGUACGCUUAGUUCACCUGCGAAUCUUUGUGACCAGUCGACCCGAACUACCAAUCCGACUAGGCUUUCAGGACGAAGUCGGUGAUGAUCACCAAGACUUUAUCCUUCAACAGAUCCCAGAGCCUAUAAUACAACAUGAUAUCUCUUUGUUCUUCAAACACAAACUUCUGAGAAUUCAAAAGAAGCGGUCUCUCCAACAAGACUGGUCGGGAGACAGUAAAACUCAGGCACUUAUAAAGAUGUCGGUCCCGCUAUUUAUCUUUGCUGCCACUAUCUGCUGUAUUCUCCUGGACUAUCAAUGGGAUCCAGAGGAUAGUCUCAAAGAGAUCCUCAUUCAUCAGACUGACACCUCAAAACUGAAUGGAACAUACCUUCCACCGCUAUCGAAUGAUUGUAUCUUUAUAGGGGAUUUCGAGAUGGUUGGAGCGAAAACCCCGUGGCCGGCCCUUUCAGGGGUUCCCGAGGCGGCAAACUCACCAAACCAGAACUUUCUUACCUGCGUACUGAACCUUCACGCCGACGCGAAAUCGUUCAUUUCGCACAACGAGCAGGCCGGAAAACAGCUACCAAAGCCUGUUAUCGACUUCUUCGAGCAGGUAGUCACCUACUGCGGUUUCAUGCAACGCCAAACAACGGAUAUUCUCGAUAGGAAUGCUCACUUAGGCCCUGAGCUGGCUUCGAUCAAGCAGACCCUUCAGAACGUCCAACAACAUACCCACAGUACCCAGUCAAGCAUUCGGAACCAGAGCCACCAAUCUUGGGCUUCCGUGGUCAGGAAUGCGCCUCCUCCAGCCCAUACGAUUUCUACUCACGACGCCUCCAGCACCGCCCCGGCCACACCGUCAGAGCUCAGCAAGGACCGCGAAGUGAUCGUCAAACUGCGAGAUGCUGGUGCCCAGAAGACCUAUCGAAAGAAGUCAUCAGCAGAAAUAAAGGAAAAGGCAGAGAGAGACAUUGUGAACUAA
This is a messenger RNA of Aspergillus affinis, 2586 nucleotides long. RefSeq lists its product as uncharacterized. NCBI's taxonomy places the organism in Eukaryota, Fungi, Ascomycota, Eurotiomycetes, Eurotiales, Aspergillaceae. The record is from RefSeq and is a predicted model, not a curated record. Gene Ontology annotation, biological process: nucleoside metabolic process. The transcript has 3 exons. Gene Ontology annotation, molecular function: catalytic activity. The coding region runs from base 1 to 2586 and encodes 861 amino acids.